AUGUCAAAUGAUCAGUGCGAAGUUGCAUUUCCAGGAUUGUUUGUUGAGAUUGAUAGGAUGGUAGCGGGAAGAAAAAGUCGAAAAAUACGACUCGAUGAGCUAGAGAAGCUCGAGUUUGAAAACUCUUACGGAUAUAUCAGGGCGAUGAUUCGUGAUAACCAGGUAUUAUUGUUCUGGAGCGCCUACUUGUCAGCACCAUUAACGCAAUAUGCAGCUUUAUGUGAUUACUGCAAACGACGGUAUCAUUCUCGCCGUCUCGCAACUCUCCAUUCCCUCCACCAAGCCAUAAUCACCAGUCCACACCCUCUUCCUAAUAGCGAGUUUGCUCUUGCCACUGGGGAUAAACUUGAGGGGGGCUACCUUGCCUGGGCGUUCGCUCGGGACGUUGGAGAAACAACCAAUAGCACCUGGCUCAUGCCUGACUUUGGUCACUGGUCAUGGCCUGAGCCCAAAGUUGGCUCUUUUAUCGAGGCUCUCCUCAAAGCUGACGAUGUCGAUGCGGAAUAUAUAUCACCUAGAGACGGGAGAUAUUCACUUGAUGGGAAGGAAAACAAAUUGGUUUGGCGUGGUGCAGACUUGGGGUUGGAUAUAAGGAAAGGCCUGUUUGAUGCCACGAAGGAUAAGCCGUGGUCCAACAUUAAAACUGUGGAUUGGGGAAAUCCGGAAAGUGUUAAAAACGACCUUUUGACGAUGGCAGACCACUGCCGGUAUAAAUUCCUGGCACAUGUGGAGGGAUACAGUUACAGCGGGAGACUCAAGUAUCUGCAAGCUUGCCACUCUGUCAUCAUUGCCCAUAAAUUGAACUGGGUUCAGCAUUACCAUCCACUCAUGGUUUCACAGGGACCACUACAAAACUUUGUAGAGAUCAAGAGAGAUUGGAGCGAUUUGGAGGAGAAGAUUGAAUUUUUGAUGAAGAAUCCUGCAAAGGCCGAAGAGAUCGCAGCGAGGAGUAGGGAGAUUUGGAGGAGGUACUUGAGUCCUGCCGCGACCAACUGUUAUUGGAGGAGGCUUUUGGUGGCAUGGGGAGAGCUGCUGGACUUUGAUCCCCAGUUCUACAGUGAUUCGAUCACGUUGAGCGGAAAAGGGAAAAGUGGCCGGGAAUGGAGAGGAGUACCAUUCGAGAGCUUCUCGGUGAGUUUCUAG
Morchella sextelata is the source of this 1143-nucleotide messenger RNA. RefSeq lists its product as uncharacterized. The transcript has a single exon. Lineage: Eukaryota; Fungi; Ascomycota; Pezizomycetes; Pezizales; Morchellaceae. The record is from RefSeq and is a predicted model, not a curated record. The coding region runs from base 1 to 1143 and encodes 380 amino acids.